GCCUUAUCAGCCUGUGGUGGAGUUUCCUAUUGGACAGGAAGUGGCCUUCCUUCGCUUCCUGCCGUCCCCUUCUGUGUGUGUGUGUGUGUGUGUGUGCAUGUGUGUCCGUAUGCCAACAAUAUGGUGACAAAACACUCAGUGCAGAGAGGCGAAGAACAAGGAUUUGGAGACAUCGAAGUGACGACGGGAAAAAAAAUCCCACAGCAAGUUGAAGCAAUUGCAAAAUUGUCAGAGUGGAUUAGGAAAGUGUGAAGGGAAGUGGCCAACCUGCUGCCAUGGAUUAUGAACCCAAGAAAUCCAAAAAGGGUUUGGUGUCUCCCAUCAAGCGUCUGGUGUGGUCCAAAGCCAGCCGCAGGCCGGCGGAGCGAGGCAGCGUUUACCGGCGUCCCCUGCACACCGUCCCGCUCUACCCCCCCGACUUCCUCAUCCACCCCGAAAGACUCAUCUUUGACUAUGUGGAGAAGGAGGUGAAGUUUCUGGCUCACCUGACCUGGGUCUCGGUUUCUCUGAACCCAUCCAGUCGAGAUGAACUGCUGCAACUGCUGGACACAGCCAGGCAGCUGAGGGUCCUCCCGUCCAAGACCAGCGCGGAGCAGGACUGCAUCUUGAGUCUGUCCGCUCGCUGCCUGCUGCUGACGUGGAGAGACAACGAGAAGCUGCUGAUGAGGAUUCCCACGCACGAGGUCGCCGCCGCAUCCUACCUGAGAGACGACGCGCUGCACCUGCUGGUCCUCAAGACAGGUCUAAACGUGGACACGGUGGUCGCCGGCGACAACAGCCUGGACCGAAAGAAUCCGACGGGCAUCGACGGCCGGCGUCAAACGGUGAGCUGCGACGCCGACCCGCGACCUUCCGGCGGGACCAUGGAGCGCCGGCACACCAUCUGCGGAGUGGACUGGAGGCCCUCGCUGUCCAGGAGCGGCCACGACAAAAACCAGAGCCUGGAACGAGGAGGAGGAGGAGGAGGAAGCGGCGGCGGAGGGAGCUUGGAAAGGAAGCGAGCGGGGGGCAGCUGGGAGAGGAGACAGGCCGGGCGCAAGACGGGCGGCAGCUGGGAGAGCCGUCGGCCCAGGCCGGCCGGCGGCUCGGCGCCCGCCGGCGGCGGGAGCUGGGAGAGGCGAGGAGCGGGAGCAGGAACGGGCGGCGGCGGCGCGGGCAGCUGGGAGCGGCGCCGGGCCUGCACGGGGAGCUGGGAGAGGGGCAAGAGCUACGGAAGCUGGGAGAGGAGGAACCACAACCCGCUGGAGCCCACCCCGUGCCCCGACGCCUACUGCAACCUCGUCGUCCUGGCCGUCGACAACCGGGACGCCGCCGAGGAGUACUGCUCACUGAUCUGCCAGAUGUUCCAGAUCAUUUACGGCCAUCAGACCAUCGAGUGCGUGGACAGAGCGGGAUUUCACCACACCGUGCCGGACCGCUACUGGCUGCAGAGAAGUGACAGCUGCCUGACGGACGCCUCGUACGGCUACGAGGCGGAAUUCUGCAGCUCACACGACGGAUCCCAGGAUGCCUUUGAGCUCUACUACGGCGAGACGUACAGCGAGAGCUCGUCGCUUUCGGCGCAGGACUCCCACGGGGGCGUGGCUUCGGUCGACGACGCCUUCCGGAGCGACGCCCCCCUGGCGCUCAUGCAGGACUACAUGACGACGCUGAGGAACAAGCUGAGCGCCGCGGAGUUGCAACACUUUGCGGCGUUUUUGCGAGAAUACAGGCUGGGCUCGGACGUUGGCCACUUUUGCUCCGAGCUGCUCCGGCUGUACGGGGACGAGCGCAAGUUUCUGCUUUUGGGUAUGCGGCCGUUCAUCCCGGACAAGGACGCGGGCGUGUUUGAGAGCUUCCUGGAAAGCAUCGGCAUCCGCGAGGGUGGAAUUUUGACCGACAGCUUUGGACGCAUCAAGCGCAGCAUGAGCAACACCUCGGCCAGCGCCGUCAGAGGAUACGACAGUUGCUCGGUGACGUCGGGGUCUCAGGAGUUCAACCGCCGCAUCAGCGACAUCACACACGACAUCCAAGCCCUGGGCUUCGGGGACGCACACGGCGAUAUUGAGGAAGAGGACUACUACCUGUGAUUCAAGUCGCUUGGUUGACGUUGGACUCGCAGCCCCGCGCAAGAAAGCUCCCGUUGCCAAAACACGGUGGCUUUUAUUGAAGACCGACAUUUUCAACAACAACAAAAAAAGGCGAAAUGGGUUUCAAUGUUUUCCAGAAAUGCAAUCACCUAAACCUCUACUCAAUGGCUCUUCAGC
Hippocampus zosterae (dwarf seahorse) is the source of this 2246-nucleotide messenger RNA. RefSeq names its product cerebral cavernous malformations 2 protein-like. The record is from RefSeq and is a predicted model, not a curated record. The transcript is spliced from 11 exons. The coding region runs from base 276 to 2069 and encodes 597 amino acids. Lineage: Eukaryota; Metazoa; Chordata; Actinopteri; Syngnathiformes; Syngnathidae. Gene Ontology annotation, biological process: heart morphogenesis.